UUUUCAUUAUUCGUCUGUGGUGUUAAAUGCCUGCUUGCUACGAAAACUUUGUUUCUUAAUUUUUAAUAAAGUUUCAGUGCUUUCUUUAUUUAGAAUAUGAUAUAAUUUGUAUACUACUAUGGCUUUCCUUUGUCCGGUGAGAAUAAGAAGGGGGAAAAAGAAGAAAUCCAGCAGUGGUGAUUCAGACAAGGAGCUGUCUCGUCCAGGGUCAGGUUUGAGUCCUGGUAUGGGCCGCAUCACAGGCUCGGCUAGCAUUGAAACAUUAGUUAGAGUUGGCAUUGAAAAGGAACAUGGACUCAGUCCGGACUCUAAAAUGGUGGUGCUACAUGACUUUGCACCUUGUGUGGAUGAUGAACUUGAGGUAAAAAGAGGACAGAUAGUAAAUGUAUUAUAUCGGGAAAACGACUGGGUGUAUGUUAUAGUAACAGAGUCUAGGAGGGAGGGUUUCAUACCGCAUUCAUAUUGUGCUCCGUGCGAUCAUCAUGACUUAAAGAAGAAACUGCCCAGAAGUCGAUCACCCACUGACUUAGCACAUAGAGAUGUAUCACAGCUCUCCCUAUCGGACGGAGCGACAAACGAUGGCCAUUCAGAGUUGGGCAGCGAGGGUGAAGCCUGCCCGUUCAGUAAGGAUCCUUCUGGCAGAUAUGUUGUUUUGUACACGUUCACGGCAAGAGAUGAAAAUGAUGUUGAUGUGGAACGAGGCGAGUUUGUUACAGUUUUAAAUAGAGAAGACCCAGAUUGGUACUGGAUUGUAAGGAGCGAUGGUCAGGAAGGAUUCAUUCCUUCUGGCUUCGUUUAUCCAGCUGUAGCACAAGCACCACAACCGGACAACCCACAGCAGAUUCACCCACCGCCUACAACAAACCCCAACAACACGAUGAUGUCCAACAACAGUAUUAAUAACAACACAAUACAACAAGAAAACGAUGGGAGGUACCACGGAACUGAACUUGUCAUGCUCUAUGAUUAUAAGGCACAAGCACCCGAUGAUUUAUCAGUGAAGCGGGGAGAGUGGGUGUACGCGGACCUGACCCAGCAGACGGUAGAAGGCUGGUUGUGGGCACACGCACCCAAGUCGCGGCGCUCCGGGUUCAUCCCCACCGCGUACGCGCGUGCCCCGCAUACUACGUCACUCUGAUACUGCUAUAUGUGAAGCGGGGGAGUAGAGUACGCGGGCAGAGAGCAAAUUACGUCACUCUGAUAUUGUUAUUUGUGACGCGAGAGAAUAGAGUACGCGGGCAGUGGGCAAUCUACGUCACUGAUACUGCUGUCUACAAAGCAGGGGAGGAGUGUAUGCGGACAGUAGACAAACUAAGUCACUCUGAUACUGUUAACUGUGAAGCGAGGGAGUAGUGCACGCGGGCAGUGGGCAAACUACGUCACUCUGAUACUGUUAUCUGUGACGCGAGAGAAUAGAGUACGCGGGCAGUGGGCAAACUACGUCACUGAUACUGUCUACAAAGUGAGGGAGUAGUGCACGCGGGCACUGGGCAAACUAAGUCACUCUGAUACUGUUAACUGUGAAGCGAGGGAGUAGUGCACGCGGGCAGUGGGCAAACUACGUCACUCUGAUACUGUUAUCUGUGACGCGAGAGAAUAGAGUACGCGGGCAGUGGGCAAACUACGUCACUGAUACUGUCUACAAAGUGAGGGAGUAGUGCACGCGGGCACUGGGCAAACUAAGUCACUCUGAUACUGUUAACUGUGAAGCGAGGGAGUAGUGCAUGCGGGCAGCGGGCAAACUACGUCACUGAUACUGCUGUCUAUAAAGCGACGGAGUGGUGUACGCUGGCAGUGGGCAAACUAAAUCACUUUGAUUCCGUUAUCUGUGAAACGAGAGUAGAGUACGUAGGCAGUGGGCAAACUACGUCACUGAUACGUCUACGAAGCGGGGGAGUGGUGUACGCUUCGAUACUGUCGUCUGUGAAGAGGGAGAGUAGAGUAUGCAGGUAGUGGGUAUGUCACUCUGAUACUGUUGCCUGUGAAGCUGGAGAGAAGAGUACGCGGCCACACUGCGUCACUGAUACUAUUGUGUGUGAAACAAGGGAAUGGAUGUAUGUGGGCACACUAUGAUGGAUGUAUGUGAUACUGUUGUCUGUGAAGCAGGGAGUAUACGCGGUUACACUACGUCACUGAUACUAUUGUACAGUUUGUUUAUCCCUAGGUGUAAGUUUUACUUAGAAUUUGGGGGAGCCCUUUAUAUCAUUAUUAUUAAUUGAUCAGUUUCUGCAGGUUGAAUUUCAAUAAAUCUCAGUUGGGCUUUUUGUUACAAAAACUUACUUUACUAAUCUCAAGUUUCUAGGCUCAUAUGCAUGGUGAUAUGUCAGUCAGUCAGUUUAUAUUUUAAUAUGUAUAGAUUAUAAUAAGUAAAAGUAAUUCAAUUGCUUUCAAAAAUGUUUAGAUCUAAAGUAUAGUCAAAUAAGAAUGUCUUAAGUUUGUAAACAAAUGACUGACAGUAAGAUAGAUAAAGGAAGGAAAAACUGCUAACCUUAUUUCUUCCUAAAAGAUUACAUUAUUAUUUAUUACAAUUGAGGAUCCUAAAUCAUCCUAAUCACUUCCCCAACACAUCAAGCUAGAUGUGAAAGUACAUAUUUCUAAAACAGCAUAAGACAAUCUUAUUUGAACCAACUAUACUAUUUUUACUUAAUCAUGUUGCUAUGAUAAGAUAUUUUUAGUUGUUUUUUUAUAUAUUUCUCAGAUAAAUGUACAAUAAAUUAGUCUUCCUUAGAAGUAAGAAUUAGGAUUCCAAUAUUCAUUUAAGAAUGUCUUUAGAAGCAUUUAAGGUCUGUUAAAAUAAAGCAUUUAUUGUAAAUUCUCCGUCCAAAUUGACUGAUACAAAUUGUAACAAAAUUAUACUUUGGGUGUUAUAUUCAUUAAGGUUUAAUUAUAAAUAAAAUACUUUUUU
Messenger RNA from Maniola jurtina (meadow brown), 2905 nucleotides. RefSeq names its product SH3 domain-containing protein Dlish (gene Dlish). The record is from RefSeq and is a predicted model, not a curated record. The coding region runs from base 119 to 1138 and encodes 339 amino acids. The transcript is spliced from 8 exons. NCBI's taxonomy places the organism in Eukaryota, Metazoa, Arthropoda, Insecta, Lepidoptera, Nymphalidae. Gene Ontology annotation, molecular function: protein binding.